AAGGGGGUGCAAGAGAUACAGACAAUCAAAUUUAUUACGCUUUCGCUUAGCGAAAAUAAAGCUUUCGUUAAAAGUCUCGACUUUAUUCUUCCUAAUCGCGCUGCUAAUUGAAGAAAACUUGUUUCGCAAAAAAUAGCCGAGUGGAGAAGGCGGUAAGGAAAGGUUGUCUCCCCUCUAUGUGCUCUUGCGCACCGAGAGAACGCCAUUUUCCAAGAUCUGUGGCUGCUAGAAGCGACUGCGAUCUCCAACCGAGCAUCAGUAUACGGCAGCUGAGUUGUGCACCAGGCAAUGAGGAUCUGAGAGGCCAGCAUGAAGACCGUCUUACAGAGCUGUGUGUUGCUGACCUUGCUGGCGGUGUUUCCUGCCACACAGGCCAGACCUAGCAAAGACAACGCAAAGAAACAAGUAACCAAAGCAAAUGGUGACAUUGACUGGCAGUCAAAGUGGUGGACCUCUGGAAGCAAGGAAGAAACUGACGAUUCCAAAGAUGGUUGGAAAAUUUUCAAACUAGAGAAACCAGCUGUAUGGCGACGAUGGUGGGAAGAAGACUGGGAAGAAGAUGACUGGUGGGCACCUAAAGAAAGCAGCACAAUCAGCAGUAAACCAGGUGAGCACCAGACCCUUCCCUCUGUGGACACCAGCAAACAACAAAGUAAAGAUGUUCCACAGCUUCCUAGCCAACAAAAUGCAGAUGAAAAGCCUUCAGCUCAAAAUGAGGAGACAACCACUGUGCCAGAGCCCUAUGCUUUGCCUCUCAUUAGUGAGUCCAAAUUGCAAGGAGCUAAAGAUUCUGAAGCUGCUAACAGCUCAGAGAACCAAGCAUUGCCAGCAGCAGAAACACCACGAGAAAAGAUGGACCCAGCCUUUGCCAAAGACACCAUCAGUCCCUUUGAAGAUCCUAGCCCUGGUCUACAUGCUAGCCCGAAAGAUGAGGUUGCCGGUGAGAAGGACUGGGGCUACCACUCUUAUGGGGGCUUGGGCAAAUAUGUCAGCAAUGAUGUGGACACUAAACCUGAGUCCUUGGUUUCCGAGAAGAAAGCAGAGAAUCUGACCAAAAAGGAGGACAUUGUGGUUGAGAAGGGGAAAAUAGAAUUGCAGAUACAAAAGGAAGACAAGAACAAAGACAUAGCAGAAGACAAAGAGAGUGUUGUUGAUCAGUUUUAUGGCUUUGGCUUGGAGGCUGACCCACUUCUUCCAUUGGAGAAGAAAAUUGGGGUCAAAACAAAGCAAACUGCUACUGCAGAACCUAAGACAGAGAAACCGGCACACUUGCACAAUAAAGAAAACUACAACCAGGGUGUGAUCUUUGACAAGAUCCCUGGUGAAACAGAGGAGAAAACUCACUCAGUGAAGAAGGAUCUUGGAAAUCAGGACUACAUGAAGGACUUUGUCAACACCAAAGCCAAUCCACACACCAGUCCAAACCCUGCACCUCCUGGCCUUGCCAACAAAAAUGCCACACAAGAGGAGACAACAACACUGAUCCAGACAACUCACCAACAGCCUGACAGAAAUGGGGAGGACACCAAGAAGGAACCAGCUUACUUCAUCAAGUCACACCCACUAACUUACUGCAAGUUUGAUGGAGAGUGCCGCAGUGGCCGAAUGUGCAAAGAGGGCUUAUGUGUAUGUCUGCCUGAGGAUGGGUGCGAAGGUCACUGGAAGCCAGUGUGUGGAUCUGAUGGUGUGAAGUACUCCAGCCAUUGUGAGUUGCACCGCACUGCUUGUGUCAAGGCUGUCCAUAUCAAAGUGGAUAUGUCCAACAGGUGUAUGGCCUCACAUGAGGCCAUCGACAAAAUGAAGCAGAUCGAGGAACUUCAACAACAGAAGCACCUGCUUCCACAGGCUAGCAAGAAGAAUGAAGACAGCACUAGCAAGAACAAAGAUGACGACAGUAGCAAUGAUGAGGAGGAAGAAGAAGAUGACUUUGAUGAUGAAUGGUUUAAGGACAAUAGUAAUGAUGAUUCUGAGGAGACAGUCAUUGAUUCUAGCAAAAUCUACAACUACACAAAGGAUUUGAAAAAAGUCUCCAGCACCACAAGCGAAACCACCAAGAAACCAGCUAAAACACAAAAGGACUUUGCUCCUUGGGACUAUGUGAAAGAAGAAACUGGGGAAGAGUUUGAGCCAGUAAAAACCAAGGAAGACCAUGAGGACAAAGAGGGCUACCAACAGGAUGCCAGCGUCAAGACCUGCGAUGAGAAGGAGCUGGCCAAAUUCAAAGAAGAGUUGCUAGCAUUCCACUGUAAACGCUUUGAAGAGCCUGACUGUAAACUAGAACUACAACAGGAGAGGGAAUACCUGUCUAAGCUGAUGUUCAGUUACCUGGAUAAGAACACUGAUUAUCAGCUUGACUACAAUGAGCUUAACAAGCAGAAGAAGGAAAACUUCAAGGAGCUGAGUCCGGUGUGUGUUUUAACUGAUCUGAUUUGGUAUGAGGAUACCGCUAAUGCUGACGGACAGCUUUCACUUGAUGAGUUCAUCGCAGCUUUCAACCAUAAACCAGUAGUACAUAAUGCACCAGAGCCGGUCAAAACAACAGCUGCCGCUCCUGUGGUUUACAUAAUCCCAACCCUAGCAACCGUUGGCAAUGGGCUGGAGCUCAAGUGUGGACUUGCUUCUGACAGCUCCAGUAUCAUGUGGCGUCGUCAUGGGGUCAACAUUCGUGACCUGUCCAUGAUUGAACUUUUGGUUUUGGAUGACGGCUCUCUGUUCUUCAGCAAGAUGGGGGUACACCACAUGGGAAACUACUCUUGUGAGGAUUCUUCCAACCCUUCUGUCAUACAGGUUCAUGCUCUCAAAGUACAGAUGCCUCCAAUUGUGAAAGUUUCUCCUCACUCCCUGAUCAAGCCAUCCAAAGUGGAUGAGAAGAUUAAGUGUCACGCAGAAGGGGUUCCUAAGCCUACCGUUUCCUGGCAGAUAAAUGGCAUGGACCUUCCCAACGAACCUGACCAUUACACUACUGCAGAUGGUGCUGAGAUACUGACCAUCCACAAGACAGAUUAUGAACGGGACACUGGGGCCUACAAGUGUCUUGCCAAGAACCAGGCUGGCUCUGCAGAAGACAUUGCCUCACUGUUUGUCAUUGGUGAUAAGGAGAGAACAGUGAACAUGGGAUUCUCAGAAGAAAGCUCAGGUACAUUUGUAGUGUUCCAUGACCAAGGUUACACUGCUUAUAAUCCAGACAGCUGCCUCCAGCAUAGAAAUGUACAUGGAGAUUUUGGCUACUUCAAGUUUAUCCCUGACAACCUAGAUAGUCCCCUGCGUCUGUGUGAGGAAAACAAGGCCUGUGAGUGGGGUGGGGCUGUCAACGUCCGAAACAGUUUUGUGUAUGUGACUCAGCCAGCACUGAACAGGGUGGUUGUCAUUGAGACCACAAAGAAUUGGAUUCCCAUUCAGGUAGUUGCCACAGACAAACGACCAAUGCAGGUGCACUAUGUAGAGCAUUUGGAUCAGGUAUGGGUGCUGUGCUGGAAUGGGGAGGAGGAUGACAGCAGCAAGACUAUCAUUGUUGUGCGUGAUGCAAGCAAGUUUGUGCAGCAUCGGGCUGUCCAUACACAACCUGUAGGAAAUCGUUUUGAUCAGGUGCAGGAUCUCUUUAUUCCACCACCCAAUGACUUGCACCAUAGUUACAACUAUGGGUACAUAACACACAGUGGCCAGCGUGCUCUCACAAAACUUGACCUGGACAACAUGCGCUAUGUUAAGGCUGUUGACCUGUCUCCUUACGACUGUGUGCCACAUGCUCUUGCAUUCGUGCCAAUUGGUGGCCAUGUAGUUGUUCAGUGCACAUCACCUGUAAACCAUCAGAUGCUGCAGCUGGUUCUCGACUACAUCACAGAUGCCGUCAUUUCCACAACGGUGCUGCCAGGCCGCCCUUAUGUUUCUCCAGAUUCUCGUCACGUGGUCACGGUGGAUGACCUGACUGGCAAAGUUUCUGUCACCGGUGUUUCUAAUGAGGGUGUACUGGAGCCAGCAUAUGAGGUUACAGUGUCUGCCAGCAUCAGCGAUGUUGACUUCUUCCCUCUAACUGGCCAUGGCUACCUGUUGGUAUUGACCUCAGCUGACGAUGAUGAUAUUAUCAUAAUCAAUCUGGCAACAGGCAAAGUAGAGAAGACCAAAGGAACAACCAAGACCGACACCUCUUCAGAUUGGCAUCCCUCUCCAGUCACACGUACCAUUGUCAGUGGAGAUGUAUUCAGUGACUUCCUGCUUGCGCCCUCAAAGUCCUCCCUGAGCAUAGUGGACAUAAAGUUCCGCAAGGUGCAGUGUGAAUACUCAGAUAUCCAACAUGGUAGCGUCAUGGCAUUUGUCGGGCAGCAGUAAACACGCUUUUGCAUGACACAUCCGAGUACUAUGUGGGGUUAGCAAGUUUGAAUGCUGUAUUGUAAAACACAAAGAAAAAAAUGUCGCUUACUCAUGCUUAUGUUUAGGGAACACAAGGAAUUCAUCUUGAAAAUGCUGCAGCUUCAUAGACACAAAAAUGUGUCGUGCGUAUACUUAGAACAUAAGACAUAAUAUUCCAGAAACUCUUUUUAAGGGUAAUAGUGUUUACCUUUGUCCCCAUUUGUGCUUUUGUGCCACUAUGCAGAUACUUGGGAAAAUUACUUUUUAUGUAAUUUGUAAUAUAGGAAGACAAGGGUAGGUUGCACUGGAGAAAUCAGCUUAAACAAGAGUCAGAGAACACAUUCUAAUUUUUUGCAUGUUUCAUAUUAUGAUGUGUGUGAGCCUUGCAGCAGAGAUCCCUGUUGCUUGUGCAUGAAUUACUGUACAGCUGGUUGUGAUGGCUCAUUUGAACUUAGCAUUGCAUGUAUGUCUACAGCCAUUGCUUAGCAUAUUCCCAUCGUUUUUAAUUAGUAGGUCAUUGAUGCAUUGUGUUGGAGCAUUAGCUUAAAGGCAGGGGAUCAGUUAAUAUUGCAUAACAUCCUAGUCCUAAGCAAUUUCAGACACUGUACGUGUUCGACUUUUGAAACAGACCUACCCCACCCACUGACCCACGCGCCCCAACCUCUCCUCGAAACACAUACACAGAGAUUUACUUGCUCUUGUCAGCACAGCUUCGUGCAAACAUUAUCUUACAUGAAAAUGCAUAACUGUGUUUUUUAUUGUAUAGUAUGACUGUUGACAUAUGAGAGAUCUUUUGGGGAAUGUGUUAAUUGAAACAACUAUUUGUGUCAAAGUAGUCAAAUUGGUUACCUGUAAAACUGACUUGUCAGCAUAUUUCCCUUUUUAAUUUGUAAAUUCUUUGUCUACAAACACAAUUUGUACUUAUGUACACAGGCACACAUAUGCAUACAUGCAAGUACAUACACAUCUAUUUUCUCAUUCUCUUGUCAUGAGUAUCUUCGAGUAGUUACCUUCGUACGUCGUAAGUCCUCAGUACUUAACAAUGUACAGCCUUGCUUUGAGCUUUUUAUGUGAGAACAAGAACAAUUUAUUGAGGUUUGGACUACAGAUAUCAUACUGACUCUUGCAAAUUAUAGAUUGUAUGAAACUAUUUAUUUUAGAUUGCAUGAAGUUAUUUUGAGCUGAAAUGCGAAGGUAUUAAACUUGUCAUAUGAGCAUCUUGUUUAGGCUGUUGUCACAAUAAAUAGGUUUGCAGUUUUCAAUACUAUGCUUUCCAUGUGUAGUUGUUCCGACAGAUCACUGUGCCAACAAUAUGCACAUAAUAAAGUCAGACAUGGGCUGCGUUAUCAUGAAGUGUUAACUUACAGUUUUAUGUUCUUGAGUCGGUUACCUUAAAAUAUUUGUUUGGAGGGGUUUGUAUUUUACGUUUUAUCUCAAGGUGCCAUUGUGUCAGUUCUUCGUUAUUAUCUGUUUUUUUAGAUCUAAAGGUCAUCAUAUAUGCUUAGCUGUAUGUGGAUUUUGAAAACUUGUUACAGUCAUUAAAUUUUUGUGUCGGGUUGUACCAAGUUUAGUGGGUCUAGCAGCAGUUGGGUCAGUCUUUGAUGUCAUUUGUUAGCCUUCCCAUAGAAACCUUGAAGCAGCAGUAACACAGCAUUUUUGUUGGUGAGAUCUUUAAUGGAUCUGAGAUUAGAGCAGCCUUUUAUUUUUCUUGUGGUGGUUGAAAGAGGGGUAAAGGAAGAAUUACUGAAGGUGCUUUUCAUCUGGGCUUCAGAUAAUGUGUAGCUGCAAUCAUUUCAAGAUGAACAAUAGUGAAUGCUCCAGGAUAAGUACAAUAUCAGAUAUCAGGUAUUGGCAUGAGUGUCAGAAUCAGAAGAACUAAAAAGACCACAGAGUUGCUCCAGGACAGUGUGCAGAGAAGCAUGUUUUUCGGUGUAUGUGUAGCCUGUAACUGUACGCAGCUGUGAAACGUUGAGCUCCACUGGUGGUGUUGGUGUAUAGCAUUGCAUUGUUUCAAGGGAACUGGGUGGAAAACACCAGUUUAAUUGCUGAUGAAGGCCUGCUCCAGGUCUUUUCAGAUUUGUUUUGUUCUUAUUGUGAUAUGUUUACAGGGACUGAAGUGGAAGGCGAACAAACAGAUUGAGAUUUUGAUUUUUUUUUCAGCUAUCUGUAAAAAAGUUGCUGUGAUUAGCAUACCAGGAUUUUUGUACAUUAACCAUUCCUGUUUUACCAUGGGCAAUCAUUGUUGCGAUGGAUGUUUCGAUUUUAACAUGUGCCUUUUUGUAGCACUUUUUUGUUUGAUGUUGUGAACAAGUUGACCUUCCGUGGCAGUUUUAACAGCCAGCUCCAUGUGUGCAGACUGCACUGUUGCCCUUUUUUUAAAUUUAUUUUAUUUGGUUUGAAAACGUUUAUUCCACCAAAUGAAUUUUUUCCACAAUGCAUUUAUAUUUCGAGUCUGUUGUGGUUUUUGUCAAUUUAACCUCCCAUAACCUCUUGACUUAUACAGAGCUUAUUUGCUUUUGAGAGGCUUUUUUUAAUGACACCAGUUUUACAUAGACGUAAGGGAGCCUUUAAUACAUUCCUUGAUUUUCACUAGCAAAGCUUUAAGAGGCUAAUGCAAAUGUGCAUUACUGAGUCACCUAAAGCCUCACCGUGUGUACUGUGUCCUUUUAUCGGCACAAAUGGUGUAGUCGUCAAUAAUUCCCCUUGCUGCGCUUCUCUCACACCUGUAAACAGUGUACGUUCUUUGUGUCGUAUUCGCAUACACUUGCAUAUUAUGCAUGAUGUCUUUGACCACAGAUGUUCAUUGGGCUCUCGCCAUCCAUCGCAGUCACUCUCGGUUUCUCCCGCUCAACACUUAAAAAGAAAACCCCUCUCUCUCUUUCGUCACCUCCCCCACCCAUAUUUGUUUGUUUAGUCCGAUCUCCCUCUCUUUCUCUCUUCUGUCUACCUGACCCGCCCACCUACCCACCUCUCUCUUUUCUUUUUUAAUUUUAGGAGGCUUUGAAGUCCACUUGUUUUUGUUUUUUAGAUGGACAGCUGGAAAGCAUUUGUGAACAGAAAGGACAGUAAAUUUGUGACUGUAUUCACAUUGGGCUAAAGAAAUGAAAGGGGAGGCAUGUGUAAGUAGCAUUGUUGUGCUCAAAGUCCAUUUCUUAAAGGAGCGCUCUCACAAACUAUUGUACAAAGUCCUCAACCAUUUACUUCUAAAACACGAACUUGCUGCAUUUCUCGGCUAUAAAUCACAGUAGGAUUUUAAGUCAUUAUGCGGAAUCGUUCCGCAUGUUAUUCAGAGCACACCUGGAUUUGUUUCCUUUUUCUUUCCAAAGAAAAAGAUCCAACCUCAUCGAAGCGGGACAUUCGUUUCUCGAUCUGUGUGUGCGCCUGUUAAAGGGUGUACCUGUUUGUUCUCCGUUUCUCCCAAAAUCGUUGUUUAGACCGAUAACCAGUUUGUUUAGAACACUGCGUUUAUACUGUUCACAAGUGUUUCCCUGUCGUAAUAAUGACGGUUUCUCACCCAGGACACUUCUGUCCGAUGCAUACUUGUGGCUUGAACAUGGCGUCUUUACAUCUCUCUCUCCCUCUCUCCUUCCGUUUAAGGUGGCCGUCUUAUGCAACAUUCCUUACUCCUUACUUUGCUCCUGUUGUCAGAUCACUACUACUCAGCUUCACAUAUCGCCCUUUUAACCGUUCACUUUCACUCUUAUGUGUGAAAACUCCAUGAAUUCAGUGUGAAAUAAAAUUCAUUGGUUUUCGAA
Pomacea canaliculata is the source of this 8102-nucleotide messenger RNA. RefSeq names its product follistatin-related protein 5-like. Gene Ontology annotation, biological process: cell differentiation; regulation of BMP signaling pathway; multicellular organism development. The transcript is spliced from 18 exons. Gene Ontology annotation, molecular function: protein binding. NCBI's taxonomy places the organism in Eukaryota, Metazoa, Mollusca, Gastropoda, Architaenioglossa, Ampullariidae. Bases 310 to 4326 code for a protein of 1338 amino acids. The record is from RefSeq and is a predicted model, not a curated record.